This is a messenger RNA of Ctenocephalides felis (cat flea), 453 nucleotides long. RefSeq names its product inducible metalloproteinase inhibitor protein-like. Bases 1 to 453 code for a protein of 150 amino acids. The record is from RefSeq and is a predicted model, not a curated record. The transcript has 3 exons. Lineage: Eukaryota; Metazoa; Arthropoda; Insecta; Siphonaptera; Pulicidae.
AUGAAGAUUACAAUUAUUUGUUUAGUUUUGUGCAUAGCGGUCGUAUAUGGAGGAAAUGAUAUCAGAUGUCCACCAACGCCAGCCCCAUGGUUGUGUAAUGGAGGACAUGAAUGGUGUGGAUGUGGGAGCUUUUGCGAUGUAGAAUGCGGAAAAAUUGGCGAAGACUGCCCAAUUCAAAAUAUCAAAUGCACAGAUCGUUGCUAUUGCGAUCCUGGAUAUGCAAGAGAUGAAUUUUGCAAUUGUGUUCCUUUCGAUAAAUGCGACAAUUGGAAAUGCAACGGAGGAAAUGAACACUACGCUUGUGGAAGUCAUUGUGAUGAAGAAUGCGGAAGACUUAACCAAACCUGUCCAAUUAUAAAUAUCAAAUGUGUGGAUAGAUGCUAUUGUAAUGAAGGAUAUGCAAGAGAUAACCGUUGUAAAUGUGUCCCAAAAGAAUAUUGUAAUUCCUGUUAA